Molecule: messenger RNA, 375 nt
Organism: Prorocentrum cordatum
Lineage: Eukaryota; Dinophyceae; Prorocentrales; Prorocentraceae
Source: the annotation of a GenBank genome assembly
AUGCGGGAGGCGAAGGUGGAUCCCAGCGUUGUCAGCUACAGCGCGGCGAUCACCGCGUGUGAUAAAGGCGAGCAGUGGCAGCAGGCUCUGGCAUUGUUACUUGAAAUGCGGGAGGCGAAACUGGAUCCCAACGUCUUCACCUACAACGCCGGGAUCAACGCUUGCGGGAACGGCGGGGAAUGGCAGUGGGCAGUGGCGCUGCUCGGCGAGAUGCGGGCGGCGAAGGUGGAACGCGACUAUAUCACUUACAACACUGGGAUCAACGCGUGCAAGAAGGGUGAGCAGUGGCAGCUGGCGGUAUCGCUGGCCAUAAGUCUGCGUAUCGCUGGUCCUCGAGAUGAAGGAGGCGUGAUUGAUCCCACCGUCUUCAUUUGA